CUUGUUUUCAUUUGGAUUCAUUCAAGUAUAAACCAAACCCCCUUAUCCUUUUCCCAAUCCCUUCUUCAUUCACUCCUCUACUCUUCUCUCCUUCUUCUUCUUCUUCUACUUCUUCCAUGUCUAUCACCUCCUUCAAAUCCCUCACAACAAUGGCGGAAUCAUGUCUUCUCUCUGCACCCUCCUCACUCUUCUACAACAAAACCAAACACCUCUUCUUCUCAGCUCCCUCCAGACCCCUCAAACUCCAACUCUCAUCCAUCAACCCUUCACCCGCUCUCUCCCUCGCCGCCACAACCCACCACCGCUCUUCCGCGCCCCUCUUCGUCGCCCAGACUUCCGACUGGGCCCAGCAAGAAGAAGACAACACGCUCACCCUCGAAGACCAAGAAGAAGGAGCAGAAGGUGUCAGCGAAACCGAAGCGGGUUGGGAACCCAACGGUGAAGACGCUGAAAUCGAGGGUGCUGAAGAAGGAGAAGGAGAAGAAGGAGAUUACGAGGAACCACCAGAAGAGGCUAAACUCUUUGUUGGGAACUUGCCUUAUGAUGCUGAUGGUCACAAAUUGGCCGAACUUUUCAACCAAGUUGGAACCGUGGAUCUUGCGGAGGUUAUUUAUAACAGGGAAACUGACCAGAGCCGUGGCUUUGGAUUUGUCACCAUGAAAACGGUUGAAGAUGCUGAGAAAGCUGUGGAUAAGUUAAACGGCUAUGAUUUCGGUGGUAGACUGUUGACUGUUAAUAAGGCUGCUCCAAGAGGAUCUAGGCCAGAACGUGCCCCUCGUAGCUUUGAUGCCCAACCUGCCUUUAGAGUAUAUGUUGGUAAUUUGCCAUGGGAUUUUGACAAUAGUCAGUUGGAGCAGGUUUUCAGUGAACAUGGUAAGGUUGUGAGUGCCCGGGUAGUGUAUGAUAGAGAAACUGGACGAUCACGUGGCUUUGGCUUUGUCACAAUGUCUGAUGAGGCAGAAUUGAAUGAUGCCAUUGCUGCCCUUGAUGGUCAGAGUUUGGGCGGGAGGACAAUCAGAGUGAAUGUUGCAGAAGAUAGGCCAAGGCGUUCCUUUUGAGUGGUACCUUAAGUAAUCCCCAUGACAGAUGCUGGAGUUCUUUCUCUAUUUUAAGAGCUGAGGAUAGUGUCUAUAUUUCUUCUACUUAAAACAUCCUUCUUUGGGCAGUCAUUUUCGUAUUAGAUUUACCUAUUGUACUGUUAUUAUUUUGUUGUCCCGAUUAAAAGUGUAUUAAUUCCGAUUCCUGAGAUUUUGAAGAAAGCUUUCGAUAUUUUUUUUUUCA
Lotus japonicus is the source of this 1281-nucleotide messenger RNA. RefSeq names its product 28 kDa ribonucleoprotein, chloroplastic-like. The record is from RefSeq and is a predicted model, not a curated record. Gene Ontology annotation, cellular component: cytosol. Lineage: Eukaryota; Viridiplantae; Streptophyta; Magnoliopsida; Fabales; Fabaceae. Bases 117 to 1058 code for a protein of 313 amino acids. The transcript has 4 exons. Gene Ontology annotation, molecular function: mRNA binding.